GUUCCUUUAGCACGUCGAAAAGGUGCUAGUAGUAGCUCGAGUGGAGCAAGUAGCGUGGGUGCAGUAACUCUAAUGGGUAGCAUCUUUGGAAGUAGCGCAGGAGGAAAGUCCGAAUUGGAAUUAGCCACUGAGAUUAAUUCUCGUUUACAGGCCGUACUCGAAGAUACGCUUUAUAAAAAUAUUACACUCAAAAGCAAUGUUGAUACACUAGGUGAAGAGAUCUCACGGUUGUCUCGCGAAAAUCGACACUUAUCACUUUCAAAAACAACUUAA
Anisakis simplex (herring worm) is the source of this 273-nucleotide messenger RNA. NCBI's taxonomy places the organism in Eukaryota, Metazoa, Nematoda, Chromadorea, Rhabditida, Anisakidae. The record is from the annotation of a GenBank genome assembly.